This is a messenger RNA of Perca flavescens (yellow perch), 685 nucleotides long. It is a transcript of the gene dusp28, whose product is annotated as dual specificity phosphatase 28. Gene Ontology annotation, cellular component: cytoplasm. The record is from RefSeq and is a predicted model, not a curated record. Lineage: Eukaryota; Metazoa; Chordata; Actinopteri; Perciformes; Percidae. Bases 206 to 685 code for a protein of 159 amino acids. The transcript is spliced from 4 exons. Gene Ontology annotation, molecular function: MAP kinase tyrosine/serine/threonine phosphatase activity. Gene Ontology annotation, biological process: protein dephosphorylation.
GGGGUGUUGAUCGGAGCAGUUUGGGGGUCACGAGCAGACCUGAACAGACCGGAUCAGCCGGAACCGUCCCCGGUCUGCAGGCGCCAGCAGGAAGACCUUUUCCUCUGAAAACCCCGGAGACAGUUUAUCUGCAAGGAGCCAGACGGCUGCACUUCCCCCGUGAGCAUCAGCGAGUAAGGAAGCCUGCGAGGGUCAGUUCAUCAGGAUGCUGCAGCUGUGCAAAGUGACCCGCGCCCUGUUCAUCAGUAACGCUCGCUCCGCCUGCAGCGACGAGCUGCUGCAGCGCGAGGCCGUGACGCUCUGCAUCAACGUGUCCAAGCAGCAGCCGUUUCCCGCCGCCGCCGCCGUCUCCAAGCUGCAGAUCCCCGUCUACGACGACCCCAACGAGGAUCUGUACGCCCACUUCGACCGCGCCGCCGACGCCAUCCAGAAGGAGGCGAACCGCGGCGGGCGCAGCGUCGUGUACUGCAAGAACGGACGCAGCCGCUCGGCCACCGUCUGCAUCGCCUACCUGAUGAAACACCGCAGACUGACGCUCGCCGAGGCGCUGCAGAAAGUGAAGACGGCCCGUCACGAGAUCGAUCCGAACCCCGGCUUCCUGUCUCAGCUGCAGAGAUACGAGCAGGAGCUGAAGAAGAGACGGAGAGGACAGACAGAGAGACAGACAGACAGAGAAAGAGGGUGA